Solea solea (common sole) is the source of this 1117-nucleotide messenger RNA. Its product is annotated as olfactory receptor 11H6-like. Gene Ontology annotation, biological process: G protein-coupled receptor signaling pathway. Lineage: Eukaryota; Metazoa; Chordata; Actinopteri; Pleuronectiformes; Soleidae. The record is from RefSeq and is a predicted model, not a curated record. Gene Ontology annotation, molecular function: G protein-coupled receptor activity; olfactory receptor activity. Bases 44 to 988 code for a protein of 314 amino acids. Gene Ontology annotation, cellular component: membrane. The transcript has a single exon.
UUCUCUAACUACUGCUUAUACUAACUGUUUGCUCAUUUCAGAAAUGAGUAAUCCACUUGUUGUUGUAUUCACACUGUCUGGCUUCAAUGCGACAGCCAACUACAGAGGCACACUGUUAUCUCUCACUGUAUUGACGUAUUGUGUGAUCUUGCUGGUGAACGUGUGUCUCAUUUUAACCAUAGUACUGGACAAGACCCUUCAUGAACCCAUGUAUAUUUGUUUGUGUAACCUGUGCGUGAACGGGAUCUACGGCACUGUGGCCUUUUACCCCAAAUUUGCGUCUGACCUUCUCUCCGACAUUCAAGUGAUAUCAUAUGUGGGCUGCUUUUUGCAGUACUUUGUCAUAUACUCCUACGCAACUAUUGACUUCUCAAUUUUAGCCCUGAUGGCCUACGACCGAUAUGUGGCCAUAUGUCGCCCGCUGAAGUACCACUCCAUCAUGUCGACGAGGAGGACGGCUGCAUUCGUGUGUCUGACGUGGCUGGUGCCGCUCGGCUGCGAGGUCAUCGUUGUGUCGCUGACGUCCACGCUGGACUUGUGCGGCUCGCAGAUAAAUAAACUCUACUGCGAGAACUGGGCCGUCGUCAAACUGGCUUGCAGCUCGACGAUGGCGAACAACAUCGUCGGGCUGCUCGUUAUCUCCUUCUACAACGGCCACGUGGUCUUCAUCCUGAGCUCGUACGUGCGAGUGGUGAAGGCGGCGUUGAGCAGCAGGGACAGCAUGAGGAAGUUCACGCAGACGUGUGUGCCACAUUUGUUGUGCUUGAUUAACGUCACGGCUGCCCUGCUCUUUGACACCAUGUACUCCAGGUACGGGUCGACAUCUGUGCCGCAGAAUGUGAGGAACUUCAUGGCGAUACAGUUUCUCAUGCUCCCACCGCUACUUAACCCCAUUAUUUACGGACUGAUCCUGACUAAAAUCAGAACUAGAGUGAUAGCUUUGUGUUUGAUGGCAGGUCAAAGGAUUAAACUAAGCCUGAAGGUUUGAUAUACAAGCGUCAAUGAGACUUUUGUUGUUUUGGUUAUUUGGUAAUUGGUUGUUAUUUAAUGCCUGAGCUUCCACUGAUAUAGACAGUGGAGAAUGAGUUGUGCUCUACUCUGUGUUUCAGCUGAUUUG